Ilex paraguariensis (yerba mate) is the source of this 207-nucleotide messenger RNA. Lineage: Eukaryota; Viridiplantae; Streptophyta; Magnoliopsida; Aquifoliales; Aquifoliaceae. The record is from the annotation of a GenBank genome assembly.
AUGAAAGAAGGCAAAAAAUUGUGUAAUCGAAUUAUUGAAAUCCACCAAAGACGGCAUGGAUCUCCAAGGAAGAGAAAAGGGCCCAUUUCAGGAACAAAGGGCAUGGACAGAUUUCGCUCAGAAGAGGCAUUUUAUGUGAACCCCUUACCUGAUUGUUUAUGUAGGAAGGAAUCGCCUGUUAUGAACAGAUCACUCAUCAUAAAGUAG